AACGUAGCUUGGACUCGUACAGACUUUUUCUUCUCUUCCCGCACCUAAAGCAGCUUCCACUGUAAAUUUAGCCUCUCAUUUAUUAUUAUUAUUAUUAUUUAUUAUUAACCAAACAAAAGCAACAAAGUAAAAGCAAAAGAUGCCACAGAGACACCAUCUUCUGACUUAGACCACCGAGUGUUACCAUAAUUCAACCCUCAAAGAUUCACUCUCCUACUCUUUUUCUUCUUCACUCUUCUAGCUUCACGUUGCAGAAUAAAUGUAUAAGAGUGACUUCCUUCAGGACCAAUCCCUAUGGAGGUGGUAAUGCAUUGGAAUCUCUGGUGCUGCAUUCUUUUGGGAUAUCUUCAUAUAUAUUGUAUUUCUCUUAGUUCAGGACAUCACCUGAAUAAGAGUAUUGGCUUAGAGAGGUGGUUGGGUUAUUCUGGGUCACUUGUGCGAGACGAUUCUCAACUCCAUGAUUCUGCAUUUGUUGACACAUCAACUUUGUCAUCACCAUUGAAUGUCUUAGUCUCUUGUGAGGACUUGGAAGGUGUAGGAUCUUUUAAUACCACGUGCUUGCUAAGCUCAACUCAUUAUUUAAAAUCUGAUAUUAACAUUUAUGGCGUUGGAAACCUGGAGCUACUUUCUGAUGUGUCGCUUUUAUGCCCUGUGGAAGGGUGCAUGAUAUCAGUAAAUGUGUCUGGCAACAUUAAACUUGGUCAAAAUGCAUCCAUUGUUGCUGGUUCUGUGGUUUUAUCUUCAGCCAAUCUGACUAUGGAAUGCAAUUCUUAUAUAGAAUCAUCAUCUUUAGGUGGGUCACCACCUUCCCAAACUAGUGGAACUCCUGUUGGCAGUGACGGAGCUGGUGGAGGGCAUGGUGGGCGUGGUGCAUCUUGUUUAAAAAAUAAUAAGACAAACUGGGGUGGUGAUGUUUAUGCUUGGUCUACAUUGUCUGAACCAUGGAGUUACGGGAGCAAGGGUGGUGGGAAAUCUCAUAUAAAGCAAUAUGGAGGGAAUGGUGGAGGACGUGUUAAGCUUCUAGUGAAGGACACUUUAUAUGUAAAUGGAUCUAUUACUGCAGAAGGAGGAGAUGGAGGGUCUGAUGGCGGAGGUGGCUCUGGUGGAAGUAUAUGGGUUCAUGCUGUGAAGCUGAAAGGGUAUGGUACCAUUAGUGCCGCAGGUGGGAGAGGAUGGGGUGGAGGGGGUGGAGGAAGAAUAUCACUGGAUUGUUACAGUAUACAAGAAGAUUUAAAUGUUACGGUUCAUGGAGGUUUGAGCAUUGGCUGUCCUGGGAAUUCCGGAGCAGCUGGAACAUAUUUCAAUGCACAUUUACUGAGUUUGAAAGUUAGCAAUGAUAAUGUCACAACAGAAACUGAGACUCCUUUGCUUGACUUCUCAACCAGCCCUUUAUGGUCAAAUGUUUAUGUGGAAAAUAAUGCAAAAGUUUUGGUUCCACUUGUGUGGUCCAGAGUCCAGGUCAGAGGCCAAAUUAGUGUAUACAGUGGAGGAAGCUUAAUCUUUGGGCUGUCUGAUUAUCCAAUUUCUGAGUUUGAGCUUGUUGCAGAAGAGCUUUUAUUGAGUGAUUCUAUCAUAAAGGUUUUUGGUGCAUUUAGAGUUUCUGUUAAAAUGUUACUCAUGUGGAACUCCACAAUGCAAAUUGAUGGUGGUGAGACUACAGUUGUGACUGCUUCAGUGCUUGAAGUGAGAAAUCUUGCUGUUUUAAGGCAAAAUUCUGUCAUUAGUUCAAAUACAAACUUGGCUUUAUAUGGUCAAGGACUACUGCAAUUGACUGGUGAAGGCGAUGCUAUCAAAGGCGAGCGAUUAUCCUUGUCUCUGUUCUAUAAUGUAACUGUGGGUCUAGGUUCUUUACUUCAAGCUCCUUUGGAUGAUGACACUAGUAGAGGCAUGGUGACAAAACAUCUUUGUGACGCACAAAGAUGUCCAAUGGAUUUGAUAACGCCACCUGACGAUUGUCAUGUCAAUUAUACACUCUCCUUCUCACUGCAAAUUUGUCGUGUUGAGGAUCUUCUUGUAAAUGGCAUUAUGAAGGGAAGCAUAAUUCACAUUCACAGGGCUCGAACUGUGAUUGUUGAUACAGAUGGUAUGAUUACUGCAUCUGAAUUAGGUUGCACUGAAGGUAUUGGUAAGGGAAACUUUUUGAAUGGAGCUGGUGGUGGUGCUGGACAUGGUGGAAAAGGAGGAUCCGGAUAUUUCAAUGGGAGAGAAAGUAUUGGUGGUAAUGACUAUGGAAAUGCUAUUCUUCCAUGUGAACUGGGUAGUGGAACUGAGGGCCCAAAUGAGUCAUAUGGGCAUGUUGUUGGAGGCGGGAUGAUUGUGGUAGGAUCCAUCCAGUGGCCACUUUUGAGACUUGACCUAUAUGGAACCUUGAGGGCUGAUGGUGAAAGCUUUAGCAAAUCAAUAACAAGCAGUGAUGGUUCUUUGGUGGGGGGUCUAGGCGGAGGUUCUGGUGGGACAGUCCUUCUAUUCCUUCAAGAACUUAGGCUCUUGGAGAAUUCAUCCUUGUCUGUUGUUGGGGGCAAUGGUGGACCUGUUGGUGGUGGUGGUGGAGGUGGAGGUAGAAUCCAUUUCCAUUGGUCAAAGAUUGGUGUGGAGGAAGAAUAUGUUCCUGUUGCAAGUAUUACUGGCACCAUGAAUAACAGUGGAGGUGCAGGGGACAAUGAUGGUCAUCAUGGACAAGAGGGUACUAUAACUGGGAAAGCAUGCCCUAAAGGUCUUUAUGGAGUUUUCUGCGAGGAAUGUCCUCUUGGUACCUAUAAAGAUGUUGAUGGUUCUGAGGAAGAUCUUUGCAUUCCUUGUCCUCUUGAUCUUCUUCCAAAUCGUGCAAAUUUCAUUUAUAAACGAGGGGGUGUUACAGAACGGUCUUGUCCAUAUAAUUGCAUAUCAGACAAAUAUCGGAUGCCAAAUUGCUAUACACCUCUAGAGGAGCUCAUUUAUACAUUUGGGGGUCCCUGGCCUUUUUCAGUAAUGUUAUCAUUCAUUUUAUUGCUCUUGGCUCUGCUACUAAGUACUUUGAGAAUCAAGUUGAUCGGUUCUGGUUCAUAUCAUAGUUCAAGUUCAAUUGAACACCGUAAUCAUCACCGUUUCCCAUAUCUUCUUUCCCUCUCCGAGGUCCGUGGAGCUAGAACUGAAGAGACUCAAAGUCAUGUACACAGAGUGUACUUUAUGGGUCCUAAUACUUUUAGAGAACCCUGGCAUCUUCCUUACUCACCUCCUCAUGCUAUAAUUGAGAUUGUGUAUGAGGAUGCUUUUAAUAGAUUUAUCGAUGAAAUCAACUCGGUUGCUGCAUAUGAUUGGUGGGAAGGAUCAGUGCAUAGUAUACUUUCGGUUGUUGCAUAUCCCUGUGCUUGGUCUUGGAAGCAUUGGAGGCGAAGAGUCAAAAUCAGUCGCCUUCAGGAAUAUGUGAAGUCUGAAUAUGACCAUUCCUGUCUACGGUCCUGUCGAUCACGUGCUUUGUACAAAGGGAUGAAGGUUGGGACAACUCCAGAUUUAAUGGUAGCAUACAUCGAUUUUUUUCUUGGUGGUGAUGAGAAGCGAUUAGACAUUGUGUCAAUUAUACAAAAGAGAUUUCCCAUGUGCAUAAUUUUUGGUGGGGAUGGGAGCUACAUGGCGCCUUAUUAUCUUCACAAUGAUACACUGUUGACAAACCUCCUUGGUCAGCAUGUCCCAGCAACUGUCUGGAAUCGCUUGGUAGCGGGACUGAAUGCUCAGUUAAGGACGGUAAGGCAUGGAUCAAUUCGUACUGCAAUAGGUCCUGUUGUUGAUUGGAUAAACAGCCAUGGAAACCCCCAACUUGAGUUCCAUGGAGUUAAAAUUGAGCUGGGAUGGUUCCAAGCAACAGCUUCUGGAUACUUUCAACUUGGCAUUGUGGUAGCAGUUGGGGAUUAUUCCCUUCUGGAUUUGCAUCAGUCUGAUACUUGGGUUGGCACUGAUGAAGUAGUGAGGAUCUUGACUGAAGGAGAAAGAUUGACAAUGUUAAGGAAUGUGUAGGACUCUACUUUCUCAGAGUAGAAGAUUCAAAGAAAAACAUCAAAACUGCCCAUGUGGUUUCUUCCAAAGCUGCUGUGAUGUUUUGGCAUUAUCAUCUAGGACACCCUAAUUUUACUUACUUAGAAAAGUUGUUUCCCUCUUUAUUCAAUAAAAGUUCUAAUUGGUUCAAAUGUGAGGUAUGCGAGUUUACCAAACAUACUAAAUCUUGUUAUCCUAUCCAGCCACAUAAACUAUAGUACCAAUUUUUUUCAUUAAGUCAUUGUGAUCUAUUGGGCCCUUCUUGGGUUAACCAAUGUCAUGGAUUUAAAGUGGUUUGUAACAAAGGUUCACACAAGGGUUGUAUGGAUAGGAAAGAUUUUUGAAAAUUUCAUUAAAAGGAUCCAAAACCCAAUUUCCUUUAACAUUGUCAAACCAAGGAUUUUUGAAGCCUCAGAUACUUCUUGUGUAUUGAAGUAACUUAGUCAAAAGGUGUUGUAAUCUUUCAAGGAAAUAUGCUCUAGAUAUCUUAAAAGAGAUGAGUAUGAUUGUAGACCAAUGGAUAGUUCUACCAACCCAAAUAAAAAAAUUAAUGGUAGAACAAAGUGAAUCUUUCUCUGAUCCGGCAAGAUAUAGAAGACUGGUUGGAGAACUUAUUUAUCUUACUAUUAUUAGACUUGAUUUGUCUUUUGGAGAACUUAUUUAUCUUACUAUUAUUAGACCUGAUUUAUCUUUUGUAGUUGGUGUUGUUAGUCAGUUCAUGUAUCUUAAGAUACCUCAAAAAGGCUCUAGAAUAAGGUCUGCCAUAUGAAGAUAAAGGAAACACCUACAUAUUUGGGUAUUGUGGUAGUGACUGGGCAAGAUCCCCUACUGGCAUAUGCUCUACUGUAGGAUAUUGUGGUUUUCCUUGGAGGAAAUUUUAUUUCUUGGAAAAAUAAGGAACAAAAUGUAGUUCAAUUGUUGAAAUUGAAUGUAGGGCAAUGGCAUCUCUUGGAAACUUGUAUAGAUGAAACAAUUCUUUCAAGAACUUAACUUUUUAUGAAAUUCAACAAUUGAAGAUAAGAUGUGUUGUGAUAACCAAGUUGUUCUCAACAUUUCUUCCAAUCGAGUAUUCCAUGAGACGACUAAACGUACAGAAGUUGAUUGUCAUUUUAUUUGAGAAAAGUUACUGUGCAAGGAAAGUCGUAUUGAAUUUGUUGGACCCAAUGAUAAACUUGCAGGUUUAUUAAUGAAAUCCUUAAGGGGACAUCAGAUUGAAUUUAUUUAUUCCAAGCUUUGUACAUAGAAUUUGUAUACUCCAACUUGAGGGGGAUUUUUAGAAUAGGUAUUAAAUGUCGGAAGUAAGUAAUUGUAUUAGAAAACUGUUAUAUGAAGGACCUAUGAGUUGUACCUAUCUUUGUACCUAGGACUAUAGUUUAUGCUUUUGAUCUUUGCUCUUUACUCAAUCGUGUCAAAAUUCUAUCAACAUAAAUAUGAGAAUGAGAGGAGUGAUUAAGCUCUCUCAAAUAUAGUUUCUUUUAUUUAUCUCAAUUACAAUCAAAUACCUCACUCUUUUUUGUUCCUUCACCAACCUCUCUGCCCUGUAACCCCUCCCGUCUUUGGAUCUACCUAUUUUGUUCAAAGUCUUAGUUUUGGCGCUGUAACUCCUCAUGUCUCAUUUAUGCUGUUGUUAAUAGCAUUUGAUGUUAUUACGAUCUGUUCUUCCUUCAUUUUAGCUGCAGCAGUUAUAAGAAUAAUUAUUUUCCUGUUAUUUAGGCCAUAUUAGUGUACGGAAUUGUUGUCCUAUUCUUAUUUAUACCUCCCCAUUAAAUCAGUGAAAUAUAUUCACUUUUCCAGGGUUGGUCAAGUCUGAGGAAAUAGGAAACAAAUUAAAAUAAGAGGAACUUUAGUAAUUAUUAUUAAACAGAAAACACAUUCUUAAACUGAACAUGUAUUCGUUCAAAGCUGUUAGAUGUUGUUUAUGACUAUUGCUAUUCCUUGUGAUAGUAAGAUGAUUUAUAAUACUCACUUUUAGAAACUUGAUCUAUUAGCUUAGAUGGGUUAGGAAAAAAAGGCAGGAUGCUUACUCAGGUCUUGGCGUAGAAGCUUUGAUUUUUUUUUACUUUGUUAUGAUAUGAAUGGGUAUUGAGAGAUGAUUCUUGUUUCCCUUGAUCAAAUUGAUAUUGAAAUCCAGCACAAUGUAUGAUUUGCUUAUGCAUAAACCCUAAUCCCUAAAUUCUUACUAAUUCUAUGCUUAUAGCCUUCAAGUUGCAUUGUUUCUUGAUAUUUCUUAUUAUCUCGUAGAUGAUGAUUUGUACAGAUUCAGUUUAA
Molecule: messenger RNA, 6276 nt
Organism: Vigna angularis (adzuki bean)
Lineage: Eukaryota; Viridiplantae; Streptophyta; Magnoliopsida; Fabales; Fabaceae
Exons: 21
Coding region: 295-3990 (1231 amino acids)
Source: RefSeq, a predicted model, not a curated record